Gavialis gangeticus (Gharial) is the source of this 4964-nucleotide messenger RNA. RefSeq names its product diacylglycerol kinase beta (gene DGKB). The record is from RefSeq and is a predicted model, not a curated record. Gene Ontology annotation, biological process: lipid phosphorylation; diacylglycerol metabolic process; intracellular signal transduction. Lineage: Eukaryota; Metazoa; Chordata; Crocodylia; Gavialidae. Gene Ontology annotation, cellular component: plasma membrane. Gene Ontology annotation, molecular function: calcium ion binding; ATP-dependent diacylglycerol kinase activity. Bases 175 to 2601 code for a protein of 808 amino acids. The transcript has 25 exons.
AAUUUGCCAUUGAAGACAACUUACACCAUCAGACAUUCCAUGCAGAGUGAUUUCAUCUAUCAAAUCUCCAAGUACUGUGAAUUGAAACUACCAAACUGUGUAGUUUAUGAGCAACUGACAUACAGGGCAGAUGGCAUGUUUCUUUGAUAUUUAACAAGGAACCAUAUUACCAUUAUGACAAACCAGGAGAAGUGGGUUAAUCUCAGUCCUGCAGAAUUUUCUCAGCUUCAGAAGUAUGCAGAGUAUUCCAGCAAGAAAAUUAAAGAUGUUCUAGAAGAAUUCCAUGGCGAUGGUGUGCUAGCAAAAUAUAAUCCGGAAGGGAAACAAGAUAUUCUUAAUCAAACAAUUGAUUUAGAUGGUUUUAAGCUGUUCAUGAAGACCUUUCUGGAUGCAGAACUUCCCGAUGAUUUCAGUGAACAUCUCUUUACCUCAUUCAACAACAAAGUCCCUCAUUGCAGUCCUUCUGUUAAAAGCAAACCUCAGCUCCUUUCAGGAGGUCUGAGAAUUACUAAAAGUACUGCUACAUCCCGACCUCCUACUUCUGCCAACUUAAACUUACCAGAUGUGAUCCAGUUGAAAGACAUUGUUUGCUAUUUGUCUCUGCUGGAAAGGGGAAGACCUGAAGACAAACUAGAAUUUAUGUUUCGCUUGUAUGACACAGAUGGAAAUGGGUACCUGGACAGUUCGGAGCUGGAAAAUAUCAUAACUCAAAUGAUGCAUGUUGCAGAAUAUCUUGAAUGGGAUGUCACUGAACUCAGUCCAAUCCUUCAUGAAAUGAUGGAAGAAAUUGACUAUGACCAUGAUGGCACUGUAUCUCUGGAGGAAUGGAUCCAAGGAGGAAUGACAACAAUCCCACUGCUGGUGCUUCUUGGCUUAGAAAAUAAUGUGAAGGAUGACGGGCAGCAUGUAUGGAGACUGAAACACUUUAACAAGCCUGCCUACUGUAAUCUUUGCUUGAACAUGUUAAUAGGAGUAGGCAAGCAGGGUCUCUGCUGUUCUUUUUGCAAGUACACAGUGCAUGAACGUUGUGUCUCAAGAGCACCUGCCUCUUGCAUCAAAACAUAUGUGAAGUCCAAAAAGAACACUGAAGUAAUGCACCAUUUCUGGGUAGAAGGAAACUGUCCGACAAAAUGUGACAAGUGUCACAAAAAUAUAAAAUGUUACCAAGGCCUGACUGGACUUCAUUGUGUUUGGUGUCAGAUCACACUGCAUAAUAAAUGCGCUUCACAUCUAAAGCCUGAAUGUGACUGUGGACCAUUGAAAGACCACAUUUUACCACCCACAUCAAUCUGUCCAGUAGUAUUGCUUCUUUUUUCCCAACAGACUUUACCCACUGUAGGAGUUUUGCUUCCUGAGGAGCGGCAGGCAACUGUGAAAAGAGAAAAGAGUUGCCGUCAGCAAAUGAACAAGUUGGGAGAACGGAACAAAAUGCAAAGAGCAAACUCUGUUACAAUAGAUGGACAAGGUCUUCAGAUCACUCCAGUUCCAGGCACUCAUCCACUUCUGGUUUUUGUCAACCCUAAAAGUGGUGGGAAACAAGGAGAAAGAAUUUACAGAAAAUUUCAGUACCUUUUAAAUCCUCGUCAAGUUUAUAGUCUUGCUGGAAAUGGACCAAUGCCAGGACUAAAUUUUUUCCGAGAUGUUCCUGACUUCAGAGUACUGGCAUGUGGUGGAGAUGGAACAGUUGGUUGGAUUUUGGAUUGCAUAGAGAAAGCAAAUUUGCCUAAGCAUCCUCCAGUUGCUAUUCUGCCUCUUGGGACUGGCAAUGAUUUAGCAAGGUGUCUGAGAUGGGGAGGAGGAUAUGAGGGUGAGAAUCUGAUGAAGAUCUUAAAAGACAUUGAGAACAGCACAGAGAUUUUGUUGGAUAGAUGGAAAUUUGAAGUAAUACCCAAUGACAAAGAUGAGAAAGGAGAUCCAGUGCCUUACAACAUCAUCAAUAAUUACUUUUCUAUUGGAGUGGAUGCUUCAAUUGCGCACAGAUUCCACAUCAUGCGAGAAAAACAUCCAGAGAAAUUCAACAGCAGAAUGAAGAACAAAUUUUGGUAUUUUGAGUUUGGCACUUCUGAAACUUUCUCAGCCACCUGCAAGAAGCUGCAUGAAUCUGUAGAAAUAGAAUGUGAUGGAAUUCAGCUAGACUUAAUCAAUAUUUCUCUGGAAGGAAUUGCGAUUCUGAACAUUCCAAGCAUGCAUGGUGGAUCAAACCUCUGGGGAGAGACGAAGAAAAGACGUAGCCAUCGUCGAACUGAAAAGAAGAGGUCAGAUAAAAGAACAACUGUCACAGACGCCAAGGAAUUGAAGUUUGCAUCCCAAGAUCUGAGUGAUCAACUGAUGGAAGUGGUUGGUCUGGAAGGAGCUAUGGAAAUGGGUCAGAUAUAUACAGGACUGAAAAGUGCUGGAAAGCGGCUAGCCCAGUGUUCAUCUGUUGUUAUCAGGACCAGCAAAUCUCUGCCUAUGCAGAUUGAUGGGGAGCCAUGGAUGCAGACUCCUUGUACAAUAAAAAUAACCCACAAGAAUCAAGCCCCAAUACUGAUGGGACCUCCUCCAAAAACUGGUCUUUUCUCCUCCAUCAUCAAAAGAACAAGGAACCACAGCAAGGAAUAAGCUUUUGUAGCUGAGUUCUUAGAAAAUAAAUUAGUAGCAUUGGCUUUUGAAUAUUCAUGCUGGAAAUCUUUCAAGAGUUUUAGAAUAUUCUUUACCUGCAGAAUCAUGGAAUUUGGUAUAGCAGUUUCUGUGACUGAGCUAAUGUAAAAUGAUGCUAUUAGAAAAAAUUAUUGUCACGGUUUUGUAGGCAUUUUGCAUGAAGAAAGCAGAUGUUUACAUAAAGUGAUAUGGCAUAUUUUUGUUGCAUGCAUUACCAUUUACUAAUUUAUGAGAUAAUUCUGCCAUGGAAUACAAGAAGGGAAUGCCAUAAGUAAUUUGAUUUUCUUGAUAUGAUUCCAUUUCUAGUUUACUCUAAUGCAGUUAUCAUAAUCCAUAGAUUUGAUAAUUGCUUCUCUUAAUCUGAAGAUGUUUGGAAUUGGUAACUGAUUUGACCUGUCACAAAAGAGCCUGAAAGGUCACAGGUCUCAUUAACUCGUACUUUUACAUUUAACAUUGCUUCCCACUCUUAAGAAUACUUUUCUUUUCCAUUUUAACCCCACAAAAUAGUACUCAAGUAUUUAUAUCUUUGAUAAGAUAUCUCUCAUACUGCAAACACAGGCAUGAGUAACUUUACACAUAAAAAAAAUCUUAUUCAGCUGACCUGCAUUACUAUUUGCAUGCAUAUAAUUACUCAUGUGUAAGUUUUUGCAAGAUCUAGUAUUAAUGAAAGUCUGCCUGAUUAAGGGCUACAAGACUAAGGCCAUGCUAAGACAAAAGAUAAUACUACCUGUAAAACUAGCCAGCAACAUUGUUUGCUGAAACGUUAAAAUGCUCUACUCAGCAAUAAAUCUUUGUAGCAUGCCAAACUUUAAAUCAUUUUGCAUAUUGACCAGUAGUGCAGUGUGUAUGCACACAAACAACCAAACCUCAUGGCUAAUAAAGUGCAUUUCCCACCAAAGAUUUAGUGAAGGAUGCUUCAAAGAAAUGGCUUAACGCAUAAUUAAUCAGGCACGCUGGAGCAGAUUCACUUCUGAAAAUUUACAGUUCUUUUGAUUACCUUGGCAAUGUCCAGACUAAUUCUAGGACAGGAAAAACAUUCAAUUAAUUGCAAGUAAAGUGUUCACCUUUCAUUUGUUUCAUACAGUAAUAAACACAGACACAUACGAUGAGGACUGCACAAUUAAAACUAUAUCUAAUUUUCUUUUACUGUCAUUUGUACAUUUACACCAUACACAACUUUCUCAUACUCUGAAUCCAUCUCCUGACAGCACGGACAUGCUGUUAUCAGUUCCCUUUUUAUAAUUUGCUUCCAUGAAUCAAAACUUUUCCUCUUAAAAUGAUUUGGGAAGCAGUUGUUCAGGUCUUCAUUUUCUCAGCUCUCUGAGAAACUUCUCAGCAGCUUAGAAAUCACAGCACAGGUAUUUGCCUAUGGUUUGCAUGGCACUGUUGAAUUGCCUAAGGCAAGUCCGAGAAUGACAACCUUGUUCAAUGUUGCAUAUAAACUUACAAUCUGGAUCUACAGUAAAAUGCUUUUUUGUGCAAUCUUUACAUUGCUCUUCAUACAGAAUGACCUGCACCUCAUCAUUGCAUGUUUUCUGUUCUCAAACAUCCCAUGAGAAAAUAAAACCUUUUUGAAAUGCAUGAUUUAUUAGUUUGCUCCCACCUUUAUCUUUCCAUUAACGUGCUAAUGUUUUAUCAAAUCUAUUUUAUAUUGAUUCAUUCAUCCUUAAAAAAAUUAAAUCACAUUUAAUUAUUCUGUAGUGCACGACACUGUGCAUGGGUUUAAGGAAAAUUGAUAUUAUUUGGUUCCUAAGUGUGUGAACUCAACAGAGUUCCUUUGUAUAUAGUAGAUACUGAACUAAAAGGCAGUAUAUUGAUGGUAAAGAAUAAAUAUAUAUGAAAUGUGCUCUCAGUGUUCUGUAAACAUUAGGAGGCAAAUACCAAUUAAGUUCAGCAUUAGUUAAAAAACCAGAAUGACAGUUAUUUGCUAAAAUUAAGAUACUGUAAUUCACCAUUUCUGGGACCAGUGUUAUUAACAAUUAUGAUAAAAUAGAAACUAUUGCUCUUGUAUGUUGCAUAUAUAUCCACACACCAAAAAAAGAGUCUGUUGCAGUGUAGUUACUGCAGUUAUCUAUAGAGGGCAAAAAGUAUUUGCAUAAAGAAAUACCUUGUUGGCAUAAUGUUACAUAAUGUGUACUGUACAUUGAUUUUAUGAAAUUAUGGUUACAGGUAUUUUCACAUAUCUUAACAAAGAAUUUUCUACCGUUGCUAUUCAACCUUUUGUGGCAAAAUGUGUUUAAUGAUAUCAAUUAUAUUAUGUGCUCUCUAUGAUAAUCUCAUUAAUAUUGUAACCCUGAAAAACAAAUAAAAUGGUGCAUAAACUA